Messenger RNA from Cuculus canorus (common cuckoo), 2462 nucleotides. Its product is annotated as taste receptor type 2 member 9-like. Gene Ontology annotation, cellular component: membrane. The coding region runs from base 607 to 1557 and encodes 316 amino acids. Gene Ontology annotation, biological process: detection of chemical stimulus involved in sensory perception of bitter taste; G protein-coupled receptor signaling pathway; sensory perception of taste. Gene Ontology annotation, molecular function: G protein-coupled receptor activity; bitter taste receptor activity. The transcript has a single exon. The record is from RefSeq and is a predicted model, not a curated record. Lineage: Eukaryota; Metazoa; Chordata; Aves; Cuculiformes; Cuculidae.
UUUAACUGGCAGCUCUGGUCACAAUGCACGAGGUCCAAUGUGCCCAGUGUGGCCUUUCACUUGCCACUCCGACAUUACCACUGGGAAUACUAACACGGAUGUCAGGGCCCUCCAAGGACAGAAAUGAGCUCCAGAUUCCAACCCCUUGGUUGGCUUUGCAGUUCCUGCCCGGCAGAGACAGAGGACCGUGGCUGCCCUGACCCUGCUCUGCUGAGCUCCCCGCUCUGCACCACCAUCCUGGGCAAUGGUGAUGGGACAGGAGAAGCCAGAGCAGGAAUGCUGGCAGCGACCAGACAGAGGGCACUCAACAAAUCACAGCACAGCCACUGCAGAAAAACACCUGCUUUGGUUGUGGCUCCCGGCACAGCUCUUCCCAUUCAAAUCUCCAAGGCUGACACUAAUACCAGGGAAGAGAAUACGCGGCACAUUUGCAUUCCUGCACCUGCCCCACUCGCAGCAGGAGCAGCGCCAACAGCCCCUCCACCACCGCCCCUAUAAAGCUCCCGUUUCCAUACGUGCCAUUCAGGAACAGCAGCUGCCAACCUGCACCAAGCCCUGGGGCAAGAGCUGACUUUUCCGGCACAGCACCGCUCCCCAUCUUGGAGGAUGGAAGCCUCUAACCCUCAGGUUAAAUCCAAUGUCACUUCACACAACGCCAUGGCUGUGGUCAUCAUCUCUCUUCAGGCAUUUGCUGGCCUGUGGAUAAACGCUUUCAUUGUUUCUGUGCUUUGCGUUGCUUUGGUGAAAAAGAAAACCUUUAACUCUAAUGAGAAGAUCUUGCUGUUUCUGGGAUGCUCCAGGUUUUGGUAUUUUUGUGUUCUAUUUAUGGGCACAUUUGUUUUAACAAUUUAUCCCUGGAUCUACUACAUUCACCCCAUACCACAGCUCGACAAUGCUAUUCAAAGCUUUUUCACUUUUUCCAACUUAUGGGCUUCUUCCUCUCUUUCAGUCUUUUAUUGUAUAAAAAUUGCAAACUUCCAACACAGCUUCUUCACCUUCCUGAAAGCCAAAAUUGACAGGAUCGUGCCAUGGCUGUUGAUGGCCUCAGCGCUUUUAUCUCUGAUCAUCUCCAUCUUUGCCUACAAGUUCACUGAUGAAAUGCACUGCAACAACACCAACGCCACCAGCGUAGAGAAUUACCGGGGACUCAGUGUCAAAUUGGAUAGACAUUUUUUACGCAUUUUUUUCAUCUCCGGCUUUGGAUUUGCCACGGCAUUCCUGGUAGUCCUCUUCUCUGCCCUUCUCCUCCUCUUUUCUCUCUGGAGACACAAACGCAGAAUGCAGGCAAACUCAGUGAGAAAUGUCAGCAUGGACGCCCAUAUCAAAGCCAUGAAGUCUGUUCUGUCCUUCCUCUUCCUGUACACCAUUAACUUCAUAUGUUUGACCUUGUCAUUAGUUUAUGGCAUGAAGCAGAACCAUGAAAUAUUACUAAUUAUAGUGUUUCUGAACAAUUUUCCAGCUGUUCAUUCCCUUCUUCUGAUUUUCAGCAAUCCCAAACUGGAAAGGACACUGUUAAGGAUUCUGCUCUGGGUGAAGUGCAAGGUUUGUGGGAGGUAGGAACUGUAAGAACAACUGGGGGCCGCUAAAAAUGUGUACAUUUUAUUAUACAAAACUCGUAAAUUAAUACCUAACGCAAGUCUCUUGUCAGUAGAGAUAAUAGAGGUGAUCUACGUUCAGUGACUAAGAUAAGAAAACUUCAUUAAAGUCUUCUUAUUAUCAGUUGUAGAAAUCAGUAUGGUCAUGUGAUUAAGAGAAUUCUUAGAGUUAAGUUGUUGUCAAUAAUGAACUAAUUCAGAUCUGGUUCAUGAGCUCAAUGCAAAAGAGGAAUAGUGAUUCUCCAGAACUUCUGAACCUGCUUUGGUGUUUGCUGAUCAAAACCACUUUGCUAAACAACAUGGCUGUACCUCUUUUAGUUCACGUUUCUUUCUGUUGUGGUCAUGUGCUCUGCAACAUCAGUCACUGUAUCCCCACCUUGCUCUGCUUCAUCAUUCCGGUGGGAAUCUGUCACUCAUUCACCGGAGGUGGUCACUGAAUUAUGAACAGCAACACGGAAAUGGCCUCGGGUGGACAACUCGGGGUGAGACCCCACUCCCCACCCGGCCUUACGUGUCCUCCCUCUGCCCCACUUCACUGAAAAACAACUGUGUGCAACUGCCAACUCAGCCCAGGAGUGAUUUUGGUACUUCCUCUGGGAAAAGAUGGUCAAGAAAGAGCAAAGUUACUGCCGGGCAACAAGAAGGGAUGAAAACUGUGAGAAACAGUCCUGCAACAAAGAGAAUCAGAGAAGGCAGAGGAGGAGAUGAUCCAGAUGGUGGUACAGGAAAACAAUUGUAGCCAAUGGAGAAGACCUUGGUUGAGCAGAUAUCCUCACUGCAGCCUGUAGAGAACCCCACGCCAGAGCAGGAAGACAGGACCUGAAGGACGAGACGCCACACCAGAGCAGGCUUCCCCUGAUGGAUUGU